This is a messenger RNA of Micropterus salmoides (largemouth bass), 1355 nucleotides long. It is a transcript of the gene tmem70, whose product is annotated as transmembrane protein 70. Gene Ontology annotation, cellular component: mitochondrial membrane. Gene Ontology annotation, biological process: mitochondrial proton-transporting ATP synthase complex assembly. The transcript has 3 exons. The coding region runs from base 72 to 794 and encodes 240 amino acids. Lineage: Eukaryota; Metazoa; Chordata; Actinopteri; Centrarchiformes; Centrarchidae. The record is from RefSeq and is a predicted model, not a curated record.
AAAGAAGAAGAAACGGAAGUACCUCCACUGUGGGUGAAAUUAAGUGUAAAGAGGUUGCAAACAAACUCACGAUGUUUUCUUUGUACAUUCUGUGUAGAUUACGACCACGAAUUGUUUCUCAGUCGUUCAGUAACAUUCACCUUACAGCCGCAGGACAUGGUGCGCCGUUAACCGUGUCUUCUUUCAGAGGAGGAAGCAGGAAGAAACUACGUGCCGUCAGAAGGUCGUUUUCCAACCAAAACAACAAGAUACAGUCCAACUGUCCAUCAACCUGUUGUUUCUCCACGGCUACCCAAUCUGAGGAUGAGAACCUCAUUUACACUGGCAGCCUAGGCAGUGCUGUUCGAGGGGUAAAGAUGUUCUCUUACAGCACCAGCGGGGCCAGCAUUUUCCUCAUGCCCCACAUCCUCCUGAAAACCGGACUAGGAGUCCAGAGCUUUGCUAUGCAGGCUGUUUUCUGUGGUUUCAUCGGCUUCUUUACCUUCCUCACCCCUGUCCUCCUACACGUCAUCACCAAGGGCUACGUGAUCCGCCUGUACCACAACCCAGACAGAGACACCUACACUGCCAUCACCUACAGUGUUUUCCUCACUGAGAAAAAGAGCGUCUUCCACCAGAGGCAGGUCAGGAUCCCAGCCGUCAGCAAGAUGUUCACCACCUUCUACGCUGACAACAUGGGGUUGCUGGUAAACCCAGACCUGUUCCCCAUUCCACAUGACUAUAACCACCUAAUGGGCUAUGAUAAACCCUUCAUCUUCGACACAGACAACAUCGACAGACCUGAUAAGAGUUGAAAGACUGACUGCAAACAGGUUGUUAGUGUAGGAAUUAUUUCCACAACUCCAAACUGCACAGUAUAUAUGCUGUUUGUACCUAAGUGGAACAUCCACAGACUUGGCAACUAAAAUCAUUUGUCCAUUACAUUUUCAGAUGUUUUUUGGUCGAUAUUUUGAUGUAUGGUUCAUGUUAAUAAAUUAUAUCUUAAUUAUCAUGACCUUUUGGAGAGGGUUUUGUUGGUGUUUGGUGUGUCAUAAACAGAGGUGGGUAGAGUAGCAAAAAGCUACUCAAGUACAAGUACUUUUACUUUGCAAAAACAACUACUCAAAAUAACUACUUGAGUUAGAGUACAAAGACAUUUCUGAAAAAAAGUACUCCUAAAAUACAAUGCCCAAAUAAAUGCAGUAAUUUGUGUCUAUAUCUGUAUCUGUUCCCCCUUCUCUCUUUAAUUAACUCUUAUAUCAUCAUUUGUAUGGCAACUUAGCAUUUUUCAAUGGAAAUAUAUUUGUGAAUCCUUGUGUAUCAAAAUAAACUACAAAAUACAGCAGCCAUGCCAUGUAAUAAAAUUAACUACUGUA